CAUAGUUUAUUGCUUUAAUUUAAUAUUUUUUUUAUUUUUAAUUUUUAAAGAAAAUGAAAUUUUUUAUUUUAUUUGCUUUAGGAGCCUAUUCCAUGGCUGCCGCUUCUCCUGUUAGUCGAGUUAUUAACGGAGAAGAAGCAAAACCGGGUCAAUUUCCGUUCCAAGCUCUUUUGACACCCGAAUUUCCCGAAGGAAAAGCUCUUUGUGGCGGAGUUUUGGUUAGUGACAGAUUUGUACUCACCGCUGCCCAUUGCUUACAUAAAGCCCUUUCCGUGGAAGUCACUCUUGGAGCUUUGGAUCGCACAAAUUUGCAAGAAGAAGGACGCGUAACAUUCCUCGUGAAUGCCACAGACUUCAAAGUUCACGAAAAAUACAACGUUUUAGUCCACAAUGACAUCGGAAUUAUCCGUUUGCCCGAAUCUGUUACAUUCACCGAUCGUGUUCAACCCGCCAAAUUACCUGAAAAUGACAAAAAUAAAUACGAAAAUGAGGUUGCCGUUGUCAGCGGAUGGGGCGUCGAGCAUUUUGGCGACAAAGAAGCUCCCAAGAAAUUACGUUUCACGGAUUUAACGGUCAUCACAAAUGCCGAAUGUCGCAAAAGUUACAAUUUCCUGCUCAUUAAGGACACAACUUUGUGUGCUCAAGGUCAAAAUAACAAAAGUGCUUGCUCCGGAGACUCUGGCGGUCCAUUGGUAACCAAGAAAAGUGGUGAACUCGUCGGUUUAACGAGCUUUGUUGGUGCCGAAGGAUGCGAAGUUGGCUUGCCAGGCGGUUAUACGCGCGUUUCAAAGUACCUCGAUUGGAUUAAAAAGAAUUCCGAAUAAAUUUUUUAAAAAAUUUCGUG
Messenger RNA from Culicoides brevitarsis, 844 nucleotides. RefSeq names its product brachyurin-like. The coding region runs from base 54 to 824 and encodes 256 amino acids. The transcript is spliced from 2 exons. Lineage: Eukaryota; Metazoa; Arthropoda; Insecta; Diptera; Ceratopogonidae. The record is from RefSeq and is a predicted model, not a curated record. Gene Ontology annotation, biological process: proteolysis. Gene Ontology annotation, molecular function: serine-type endopeptidase activity.